Molecule: messenger RNA, 4474 nt
Organism: Galleria mellonella (greater wax moth)
Lineage: Eukaryota; Metazoa; Arthropoda; Insecta; Lepidoptera; Pyralidae
Exons: 3
Coding region: 165-851 (228 amino acids)
Source: RefSeq, a predicted model, not a curated record
UUUUCAUACUCUGUUCAUUUGGAAGGAAGGAAACAGAUCUCUAUUGUUUAGUUUAAUCUUGUAUUAUAUAAUAUAUAUAGAUGUCUUAAAAAUAGAGCUCUGGACAUUAAUGUAGACUUUGUAAAGCUUUUAAAGCAGUGAAAAAAACGAGAAAUAUAAAAAUUAUGUCGUUGAAAGCUUAUGAAGAUGCCUGCACUAGAGCUGAGUUGUUUGGUCAACCAGUACCAGACAAGGAAGAGUUUUUGGAGAAACAUAAACAUUUAGAUGUGGUUGAAUUUGAAGAAGUGGAAAUUAAGACAGCCGAGAAUACGGCGAUAUUAGAUGAUCAAAUGAAAGAAGCCAGUGGGGGUUUAAGCGAAUUAAAUACGAUUUUGGGUUCAACGCAAACGAAGUUAAAUAAAUUAAAGGGUGUAUGUGGCAGUCUCACAAAUUUCUUCCGUCUGAAAUUAUCGGCUCGAGAUAAUUUGUCAUAUUCCAGUGAACCUAGUUACGUAGGUCAAACUAAUUAUGACAAAGACUACAUACCAUCAACUACCGAAAUAAGCUCUAUAAACGAGGGUCUUGGUCCUAACGACAACGAAAUGUCAUUACGCGCGAAACCAAAUCAAGAUGGCAGUCUAAGCGCGGAAAAAUCGGCGCAAGAUGGCGGCGACAUCAACUCUGCGCUUGAAGAUUUGAAAGAAAUGCAAACGGCUGAGGAUACUUCGUUGUUGAGCAAGGCGGCAUUUGCAGAUGUAGGUAAGCAGAUGACGUCACAAAUGAGUAAGUUAGAUCAAAUGAUUUCCCAAGCGGACAGAGCGCAGACAUCUUUGAAUCAGCAGAACAAACAAAUGAGGUCUUUUCUUCGAUAAAAUAGAAUGUUUUUAAAUGUUACGCCACUUUGCUCAAGUUUUGCCAUAGCAGUAAUUGUAGUGCUGCCUUGAGUUCGAAGUUAUAUACAUAUAAUUUGACAAUAUGUAAAGUGCUUAAAAUUAUAAAAUAAUCAGAUAAUCUAUUGAACGAAUAUUAAUAAUCAAAAAUGUUUUAAAAAUGCUUGGAAAUCCAUUCCGAAGUAAUCUGUGUGGUAGAGACCUGUUGCACUAAAACGGCUUACUAAUUAAGGUAAUAAUUCUUUAAAUUAUUAAUUUAUUUGAUACAUAUAAGAAUGCCAGUUAUUAAGACAAUGCAUGACUGCGGUUCACGAGCCAUAAGUUCGAAUCUCAGCCAGAUCUUUGAUGAUUUUUAAAAAUUAUAUUCGAAUGAUUUGAUUUGAUUGUAACUCGCUUCGUGUUUCAGAGUAGGCAUGAAUAAUAUCCGUACCGCUUCAAUAUCUAUGUAUUGGGUUUAAUAAAUAUCUAUUUAAAUUGAUAGCGGAAAAAAUCAUCUCCCAUUUCGAUAUCGCCUGUACCAGUCGGAUAUCUCUAUUCAUUUCAAUCUGGUGUUUCAUUUCAAUAUUAUAUAUUGGACAACCGAUAUAUAAGAUAUCUAAUAUUUUGCAAAUAUACAGAUAUUGUAACUAUAAUAUUUAGAUAUUGCUGUCCCAUGCCUACUUUAGAGAACACGUAAAGCCGUCAUCUGGUAAGGUAAGUGGGAGGCCUUUAUGUGUAACGAAGAUAGUGGUGUGAUUUUAAUGUAUAGACAAUAGAGGGCGUCAUCCUCACGUAUAGUAAUUAGUAGUAGUGUCUGAUAGCAAACUAUUAAAAUUUGCUCUAUGGAAGAUGUUGAGAAAGAAGUCGGUACUUAUAUAAACUUAAUAAUAAUCGAUCUUAUGAAUAUAUUAUAAUUAAUUAUCAAUACCUUUACAAGGCCAUUAAUAAAUCACAGUUUAGCUAAUAAAAAUGUUCAAUAGGUAAGAUUAAAAUGUUUAUUCAAUUUAAAUAAAAUACAUUUUAAUAUAUAAUAAUGCUUGUUCGUCACCUUUGGGGCAUAAAAAAUUAAGCUUAAGUGUAAAGUAUACAGCGUCUUUAUAAGUAUCUUGUAGAAAAAUACAAUCAACAUACAUAUUAUAACAUAAUAAAUAUCAAAAUAAACUUAGAUCUAUCUAAAAAGAAAAUAAAAAAAAAUAAAAAAUUGAUUAUUCUGUUAGUGUUUAUAAAAAAGAAACGAGUAAGUAUUGACGAAUAAGGAGCACAAAAUAAUAUUAAGUUGCAUUAAAGAUACGUGAUGAUAAUGAUAUUAUUUGUGUAGUGUUAGAUAUUUUUUUUAAUGAUUGAUAAUGGAAUGGUUACCGCGCCUGCGCUAACGGUAUACGCUGGCGGGCCACCAGUGAAGGGUGAUAGGUAAGGAAAUAAAAGGCAGGUCAGUUAGUCCACCUUGAUGAAUAUACCUGGAAUUCAGCACGAUGGUUUCCAGGGGGGACCAUGUGGAAGUCGACUUGAUAGGUUAUAUUGCUAGCAAUGGGACUGGUAAUCCUUAUUACUAACAAUCCCUUUUCCACGAGUAUCAGAUAUUAGUUCAAAAUCAUCUUCAUACACUAACAUUAUAAAAAAAAAAUUAAAGCAAAACCUAACACAGUUGAAGAGUUAAUUCGAAAACAUUAUUACUAGUACGCUAAAAUUUCUUCAUGAAUUUUUUUUCAUUUAUAUUUUUAAAUUUUUAAAUUGAAUAAAUAAAUAAAAUGUCUAUCUAUAUAUCUAUGACGUAUUUGCUUGGUCCAAUCACAGAUGAGUAAAAGGUUUGGAGUUUGAAGAAAAACAUGACAAGUUAAUUCAAAUAAAUCUGAAAUACACACUAUUGUUGAGGUUUUAAAUGUAGACUGCCCAAAACGCUUUGUGUUGAAGCAUUAAAAAAACACAAAAAAAAAAAAAAAAAACUAUAACUGUAUUACCUUCUGCUAGUGCCAUAUGCAUUUUAUAAUAAGGUUCAUGUUGUUAGAGUGAUUUUCAUUAAAUCUAUCUCUUUAUAGCUUUAAUCAAUUUUUUUUGUUUGCCUUUAACACAUGAGAACGAAGGAGUAUCCAUUUAAGCUAUGAGAGGAUGUGAUAAAUGUUAUAUUAUUUAUUUGAUCUCUGAUAAUUGUAGUUGUUCAUGUCCACAUGCGAUAAUUGUCACAUCAUUUGUAUAGAUAAUAAAAUAAGUGUCACAAAAAGCCCAUGAUUAUAAGUAUCACAAUAAUAUGGUAUAUAGGUAUACAUUUUUUUUGCGUAUCUAAGAGAAAUUGCUUGAAUAGUUACAUAAACUGGCAUUCACGUAAUUUGACGCUAGUCAUAAUUAUACUUAAUUAACGAAUAGGAUAACUUUGGUGCUUUGAAUAAAAUUAUAUUAUAGUGUAAAAUACAUUUCGAAGAAUGAUGUAUGUGUUACUUAGUGACAAUAUUAUGAUAUUAAUUCGUUAUCUCUUCUAAGAAAUUUAUUUAUAACACUCUCUUAGAUUAAGUAACAUUAGUAACCUUCGGUAUUUAUUGAUUGGGCAUUGUGAAUAUUCAGAUAAUAUAGGUGGCUCAGAUUAAUAAUUGCGUCUCCAAUCGUUAAUCUAAAAUAGGUGCCAAGUUUCUGAAGGAUUUUAAUGAGACACUUUGCAAUAAUCGUAAGAUGAAAUAGUCUGAUAAUAUAAUACACUUGAAAUACUUUAAUUGUCACUUAUGUACUGUGACUAUCUAAAUUCAGGAGAUUUUCUGCUAUCAAAUGUAUUUAAUUUUAUACUAUAUUUUCCACUUAAAUUCAAACAAAAAAUACCACGAUUUCAAUUAUACUUACAUUAUAAGUAAUAUUUAUAUAAUAGUGCGCCACUUACCCUUUGUCUUUUUCUCAAUGUUCUCUACCCAAAGGUUGUCUGGAAGAGAUUGCUUGGCGAUAAGGCCGCCUUUUGUAUCACUUCUCAUUAAUAUUAACUGUAUUUGUUAUUUCUCUUUUUACUUGGUGCAAUAAAGUGUAAAUAAAUAAAUAUAAGUAUUUAUUAUUGAAAAUCGUUGCUUUAUAGGCAGUUUUGAAACCUAAGUUGAGUGGGAAAGAGAAUCGAUGAUAAUCUUCCUUUGCUAUCUAAGUCUUUAAGAUUAUUUUUCAGGUAGGCCUGAUCACUUAUAUCUGGGCCCGCACAUGUACUCUCAAACUUGUUUUUGACAAAGCUGAAAGCUCUCAUCCUGGUGUAGGUAAAACUCACUUAGCUCUCUCUUAAAUACGCCUAUGUACCUAGGCAAAAUCAGGCAAGACAUUAGUAUUCGUUAGCUUUUUGAUGUCAUAAUUUCGAAAUUGGAGAUAACAAAAUAAAAUACUCAAUGAAAUACAUUAAUAUUAAAGAGUGUUACAUUUAAAUUACCUAAUUAUUAUACCGUUAUAUAUUCUUAUUAUAUACUCUACCUUUAAAUCUAUUUCCUUAUAUAGAUUUUUUCAACUAUCCAAAUAUUCAAUGUUGUCGCUUGUUCUUCCAUAUUGUACACCUUAUCUUGUAUAAAAUGCCUCUACAUUUGAUGAAUAUAGAAAUGUGAUAACUAUAAAUAUUUUGGUGUUAAAAAAGUAUUUAUAUUUUGUGAGUUUCAGCAGUGUAUAUUGUUGAAUAA